Messenger RNA from Diplodia corticola, 1263 nucleotides. Its product is annotated as fad-binding monooxygenase. Gene Ontology annotation, molecular function: FAD binding. The record is from RefSeq and is a predicted model, not a curated record. The transcript has a single exon. Lineage: Eukaryota; Fungi; Ascomycota; Dothideomycetes; Botryosphaeriales; Botryosphaeriaceae. The coding region runs from base 1 to 1263 and encodes 420 amino acids.
AUGCGGGUUUUGAUCAGUGGAGCCGGCGUCGCUGGACCCGCGCUUGCCUGGUGGUUGGCAAAGGCCGGCGCUCGCAUCACCAUUGUCGAGAAGAGCCACGCUCUCCUUCCCGUCGGUCAGAACAUUGAUGUCAACGGCAGCGCACUCAGAAUCAUCAAGAAGAUGGGCCUGCUGGACGAGCUUCGACGAUUCAACACCACCGAAAAGGGCACCGCCUUCAUUGACAAAAACGGUCGGCCAUUUGCACCAUUUCCUGUCAAGGAGGGGUCCGCUGCAAGCCCCACCUCGGAAUUCGAGAUCCUCCGCGGAGACCUGGCAAUGGUCCUACAUGGCGCUGCGAAAGACCAUCCACAUGUCGAUUACCUGCUCGGUACUACCAUCAACAAGGUCGUUUCGAAUGACGACAAGUCCGUCAAGGUCGAACUAAGCAACGGGGAGGUGCAAGACUACGCUCUCUUGGUCGCAGCAGACGGCCAGUGGUCCAGAGUACGAAAGCAGUGCUUCCCCGCCGAGUCCGUCAAAGUCGUCGACAAGGGCAUGUACGCCGUCUACUGGACCCUCCCGCGCCUGCCCGCCGACAACGACUGGUGGAACAUCUACCACGCCCUCGGCUCGCGCAUCAUGAGCAUCAGGCCGGACCCGCACGGCACCAUGAGGACAUGCCUCACCCGCAUGCCCUGCAACGACGCUCAGAAGGUGGCAUGGGAAGAAGCAUCCAGAAGCGACAGACGGGCCCAGCACGAGCUCGUGAGAAAGGACUUCGCCGACGCCGGCUGGCAGGCCCAGCGGUUCUUGGACUCCAUGGAGCACGCGUCCGACUUCUACUUCCAGGCCCUCCAGCAGAUCAAGCUGGCCAAAUGGUCCAACUCCCGCGUCGUCUGCCUGGGCGACGCCGCAUACGCCCCGACGCCGCUGACCGGUGCCGGCGCCUCGCUGGCCAUCACGGGCGCCUACGUGCUCGCCGGCGAGCUGAGCAGGCUGAGUGCCGGUGAGCAUCCUGCGAAGGCGCUCGACGCUUACGAACACGCCUUUAGGCCGUUUGUCGAGGAGACGCAGAACAUCCCCUGGUUUGUGCCCGGUAUUGCUCAUCCUGCGACGCCGUGGAAGAGAUGGAUGCUGCAGUCCCUCAUGGCGACUAUGUCUAGAGUCGUGGCCAUCCCGUGGGUGGUGAAUAGGUUCGGACACAAGACUGAUGCUGAGGACUUCCCGUUGCCAAACUAUCCAAAGUUCGGCGAUGGGGAUUCGAAAGUUACCAACUCGUAG